AUGUUUAAACAGAAAAACAUUUCUCUUGAAAUAAUUUUAGAUGACUUUAGCGGCAUUAUGUAUGGAAAUCCUGAAGAAUCUAUUGGAUGUAAACUAAAAGGGAAAUUGGUUCUUAAAAAUCAAAAGCCUAUUUCGCCAAAACAUUUAAUAAAAAUUCCUCCUGGAACCUAUGAAUAUGAAUUCGACUUUGAUAUUCCUGGCUAUUUACCUUCAUCAUUUAAAGGUGCACGUGGAAAAAUUGAAUAUUCCUGUAAUGCGAUCCUUGCUCUUCCAUUAUUUCAUAGUAAUAUUUUGGUAAAAAAACCGGUUACUCUAAAAAGGUGUCUUAUAAAUGAAGAAAUACCAUUAUCUAAUCAAUCUAAUUUCAACGAAGGAAUUCUGGAUGAUCGGAUUCAAUUCCAAAUUAGUACUCCCAUUAUGGCUUAUCGUGAAGGUGGUCUAGUUUCCGCAAAUUUAAAUUUAAAACCUUUAAAUUCUGAAACUUUUUUUGAAUCUAUCGAAUAUGGUAUAAAAGAACAAAUUCAUUAUCAUACGACUGAAAGUUAUGCAAAGACAUUCAUUGCAAGUGUUAAAGAAGAUAAAUUUCCACUUGGAACGAAAACAAUACUUUUAGAUCAAUUCUUUCACAACUCUUCGGAUCCUAUAUCUAUUGAUUUUCGACUCUGCCCUUGGGUUAAUUAUUCUCAUCCAAAUGAUUCAACACAUAUUAGUCGCAGAUUUUCUUCUCCUGCAGGUCCACCUCCAGUCGAACGUCGUAGAUCCCUCCGUGCCCGUUCUUUAUUACCUUCUUCGAAUUCCAGAACAUUUUCUAUUUCUAGUUACUUAUCACAAUCAAGAACUGAACGAAAUACUAGAAAUACUAGAAAUGAAUCAAAACCUAAUACUAAAUCAUUGAACAUUGAAAUCCCUAUAAUUAUUACUACAAAACCCCAUACACCAAGACAACAAGCUCCUUCUUAUAGUUCCGUUGAUGAACCACCUGCAUACAUUUAUGCUUCGAUGAUACCCCCUCCACCUGAUUAUUGUGCAGGUUAUUCGGAAUCUAGUGAUGAAAAUUUUAUAUCAUGUUUUUUGAAUUCGGAAAUGAUUGUUAAAACUUCUACUUUAUUUAAAUAUGAAAAACCAUUAAGUCCACAUCUUGCUGUAGAUAAAAGUUUGGUACCUAAAGAUGAUGAUGUAUUGCUGGCUACAAAAAGUCAUAUAACUGAAUGCGCGAUCGAUGCUAGUCACGGUGGGGGAACUUUGUUUUUAGAAACAGCAGGGGUGACUAGUCCAAUUAUACCUCUUCGUCUUCCAACAAUUUUAAUCGGUGAUAGUAAUUUAGGUGGAAUAUCAACAACAAUUUCUUCCUUCGAAUCCUUACGUUUACAUGAUUUUAAUAAUAUUUUGGAAAGUUUGGAAAAUUGGCAUAAUGCAAGGUUCAAUAGAUUAAAUGAGAUGGCAGAACGUAGCAAAGAAGUUGUUUGGUGGCCUUUUACACAACAUGAAAAGGUUGAUAAGGUUAACGUCAUUGAUUCAGCAUAUAAGGAUUUUAUGAUUAUUUAUGAUAAGGAAGGUGAUAAAAAUUCGAAGAAUGAUGGAAAUAUGAAAGAAAUGUUUGAUGCUUCGUCGAGCUGGUGGACACAAGGUCUAGGCCAUGGUUCAUCAAAAUUAUCAUUAUCAGCAUCAUACGCGGCCGGAAGAUACGGUCAUGUACUUUUUCCUGAAUGUAUUCAUGAACCUUCUCUCUCACUUUCACAAACUUUAUUAAAUACAAUAGGAAAUAAUUGGGCAACUCGUGUAUUUUUUUCUGAUAAUGGUAGUACAGCUGUAGAAGUUGCGUUAAAAAUGGCUUUACACUCUACUUGGAAAAGAUAUUUUAAUGAUCAAGAUGAUGAUUUUCAAAAAAUAAAAAUUUUGGGUUUACACGGUUCUUAUCAUGGUGAUACUAUUGGUGCUAUGGAUGCUUGUUAUCCAAAUCCUUUUAAUAAAGCAGUUUCUUGGUACGAACCAAGAGGAAAAUGGUUUCAUCCACCGCGAAUUUUGUUAAAAAAUAAUGUUUAUAAUCUACAUAUACCUUUUUCAAAUCAAAUAAUACAUUAUCCUUCAUUAUCAUCAAUAUUUUCUUCAGAACGAUCAAUUUCAGAUCCAGUUUCUUUAAUUUAUAAAAAUCAUAUUAAAGAAACCAUUACUCGUUAUAUUAAAGAAGGAAAUAAAUUUGGUGCUUUAAUAUUUGAACCAAUUGUAAUGGGUGCAGGUGGUAUGAUAUUUGUUGAUCCAUUAUUUCAAAAAUUACUUGUAGAAUUUGUUAGAGAAUGGGAUGGAUGGAUUGAAAAUUGGGGUGAUAAUAUGAAAAACGAAAAAAAUGAUAAUAAUGAUUGGAAAGGAUUACCUAUUAUUUAUGAUGAAGUUUUUACAGGCUUUUGGAGAUUAGGUCAAUUAAGUGGUGCUAAAGCGUUGGGUGUGACCCCAGAUAUAGCGUCUUAUGCUAAAUUAUUAACGGGUGGUUUAAUACCAUUGGCGGUAACUUUAACAUCUUCAUCAAUAUUUUCAACCUUUCUUGGUAAAAGUAAAUUAAAUUCAUUACUUCAUGGACAUUCUUAUACUGCACAUCCAAUCGGAUGUAUGGUGGCUAACACGUCGCUUGAAGAAUAUGAAAAUUUAAAUAAAACUAGUAAUGAUUGGAAAAUUGGAAGAGAAAAUUGGAAUACUAAUGAGGAUAAUCAAUUUUGGAGCAUGUGGAGUAAAGAGGUUGUGGGAAAAAUAUCGUGCAUGGAAAAUGUUGAAGGUGUAUUUGCAUUAGGAUCAUUAUUGGCGAUUGAACUAAAGGACGUUCAUAAAAGUGGUUAUUCGUCGGAUGUUUCAUCAACGAUUAUAAACCAACUUUCAAGCGAUUCUGACGAUAUUUCAAUAUUAGCAAGACCUUUAGGAAAUGUCAUCUAUUUUAUGACUUCAAUGAUUAGUAAUAUUGAAAGUAUUAGAAAAAUGGAAGAAAAAAUUUUAAAUUGUUUAAAUAAAAAUUUAUAA
Dentiscutata erythropus is the source of this 3006-nucleotide messenger RNA. NCBI's taxonomy places the organism in Eukaryota, Fungi, Glomeromycota, Glomeromycetes, Diversisporales, Gigasporaceae. The record is from the annotation of a GenBank genome assembly.